Messenger RNA from Penicillium pulvis, 2782 nucleotides. RefSeq lists its product as uncharacterized. Lineage: Eukaryota; Fungi; Ascomycota; Eurotiomycetes; Eurotiales; Aspergillaceae. The record is from RefSeq and is a predicted model, not a curated record. Gene Ontology annotation, biological process: eisosome assembly. Bases 221 to 2782 code for a protein of 853 amino acids. The transcript is spliced from 4 exons.
AAGAAAGUUCCAGGAGUAAAGAAGCAAGUGGGAAGCUGAAAGCGGAAAGCCGCCUUUCCCCACGUUGAUCGUUGAUUCAUUGAGUUCGCUAUGAUGCAAUCAUCGAUUUGCGACGUCACGGGGUCCAGGAAGCUUCCGGCUUUUCCACUAAAUUUCUCUUUUCCCCCUCUAGAUUCCUUUCAGAUUCUGUGAAGCUCUAUUCUCCAUCGCACGUUUCCUCAUGGCGACUGCGCAAAUGACCGGUCCCAGGUCAGCUCGACUGGCUGAUGAUGCCGCUACUGCUGCACUUUAUGCAGUGCAGCCGCGACGCAAGGCGUCCGUUCGCGAGAAGACUGCAUCUGAUAUUAAUAAUCAACAAGUAAAGGGCGCAUCAAAUCUGAGCGCCGCUUCGGCUGGAGCUGCGAUUGCCCAUGCAAAUCGGAAACCGGUGGAAAUAUGGCGCCCGGGACGACUGACCGAGGCCGAGACGGCCGCCUAUUGUGUGAGGGACUUUAAGGCCCCCGAGGUUCCCAAACCCAGCUCCCAAUAUAGCUCCGAGGGACUGGGCGCCGCCAUUCUUGCCGUUCGAGAACAAAGGAGUUCAAAUUUGUCGCCGACCCGAGAGACGCAGCAAUAUGAACACUCCCGCAGUAACCAGGACAAGGCACUCCGAGCCGCCACGGGUGCCUAUGCAACAGGCCGGAAGCGUGCUGACUCGGCACCAAGUGAGCCAGUCGUUACCUCCGACUCUCCGUACGCCCUAUCGGCCGCGGGGGCGUCGCAUAGAAACAAAAUAGAGGAUGAAGAGCCCCUCGAUCAUUUGGAUAGCGCGAUGGAAGCGAGUCGAAUCCGCCACCUUGCCAACGUCAACGCCAAACUGUAUACCUCAUCCCCUCCUAUGCAAAGUGAGGUACAAGAGCGUAAUCGGAAGAACUCCUUGCAUGCUGCAGCUAUCUCCAUGGCUAAGGAGAUGUAUGACCCGAACAACCCCAAAGUUCCAGUUCGAUCGAAGACCAUCGGCGGAACUGAAGGAUCCACGGCCCAACGCGCAAUGACCCUCCAGGAAGCGGCACAGAAAAGGGCGGCAGAGAAACUUGCUCUCAUGCACAAUGAGCAGGCCGAGAUGCAGAACUACUAUGGUACUACUCCUCAGCCUACGCGAUCUCGCCUGACCACUCGUCGGAAGAGAACUGCUAGCGAUGCAGAUUCAGUCCAAGUAGAUGCCGAGCAGUCCAGGUAUAUUCGGAAUCAAAUGAGAAGCCUGCGGACCAAGGUGAAUGACGUAGACGAAAAGAGAACCAGGGACCGGGCGUUGCUCAUGGAAGCCGCACAACGCAACGUUGAUGCGACUUUGAUGAGCAUGGAGAUGAAAAUGUAUGCCGACAAAGGCCGGGCACCACCGUCUCUUCAGAAGGAAUGGGAUGAGGCCGCCCGCGAGCGUGUACGCCGGGAAGCUGAAGCAGCGGAAGCGAACACUGCUCGCGGAAACCGCGUCAAUAUCGGAACGCACCAAUAUAUGGAUAUGGCUGAUGUUGAAGCCGUUGCACGCUCCCGUCUGCAACCAACACUCGAUGAGAUUACCGACAAUGCGGAUCAAAAGAGGGCCGAUGAGCUCGAGGCACGUCUUGAUGCCGAGGAGCAAGAAAGGCACGCCGCAAUAGAAAGGGAGCGUGAGGCUAGCAUGACUAGAGUGGCAGACUCGCGUGACAAGGGGUCUACCAAGGAGAAGCGAAACAGCAAGUUAAUGGGCUUCCUGUGGAGAAUGCAGAGUAAGCGCGAAAAGCGUUCGUCGAAGGAGCCUGUGGCCCCGGAAACCAUAGACCAUGAAGAACCCAACGAAGAAGCAGUAGCCAAGGACGAAACACAAGAGGAGGCCACCGCGACGGCUGCUGGUAUCGUACCAGGGGAAGAAGCCAAGGAAGAGCCCAAGGAAGAACCUGAGCAAGGAGCUAUUCAGGAACCCAAGCAAGAGCCUGUGCAAGAGCCUGUGCAAGAGCCCUUGCACGAGCCCACGGAAGGAUCCAAGCAAAAUGCUGCCAUGGUUCAAGCCCCCGAAGCGCCGGAAGCGCCUGAAGUAGCUGGCCCGGCAACUCUUGUCACUGCUGCCCCCAUUGCAGCCCCAGUCUCUAUCACCGAACCUGCCGAGUAUGACGAACGUCCCACCAUGAUGAGUCGAUCCCACACUACACCACGAGAUGCCGCAGCGGUUGGCGCUGGCCCAGCACAGAUGCAUGACAUUCGGCCGAUCACGAGUCCGCGAGCAGAUUCAAAGCUGAGGAACUGGUUCCGGGACCAAUUGGUCCGCCGUUCAAGCGGGCCUGUGCAUGUGUACCCCCACCAGCCUGGUCCAGAUUUCAAUAGCGAAAGUGAAGUUGGGUUCUCUGGAGGUGCUGCUCUGGCUGCGAAGCCUGAGUCUCGACCCGAGUCUAGAGGAGCGGCUCUAAGCUCUCAUCCAUUCACCGGAGAUGACCUCGACCAGGGUGAGCCCGCUCGCAAUGGUAGUGUCGACGUAGGCAAGACAAAGACAUUCAGCGACAGCUCGGUUGGGAGUGCCGAGCCUGCGACCAACGGUCAUGCGAAAAGUAAGCGGGAACGCUUCAAGAAGACCUUCUUGAAGAGUGUUUCGCGCACUGAUGAAUCCAAGACCAAUGGCUCCGGCACGGUUCCUGACUCGAAGGUCCAGGGCACCGAUGUUCGAGGCUUGAGAGACAGUGCUGUUGAUCAGGGCCUUCCUGUUCCACCCGUUCUUGGAGAGACUGCCAGCGCCGGCCGGGAGUCUAGAUUUUCUGAAGAUCUGUCAUGA